AUGAAGGCUACAAACGAUCUUCUGUUGGUUGGGAUUGCCGUGACCUUGGGCUCGUUCCUCGUUUUCCAACAGCGGAGGCGCAAGAGGCCAGCGGCUCCUCUUCCUCCUGGGCCUCGCCCACUUCCACUGAUUGGGAACAUUUUUGAUCUGCCGGCCGAUAAAAUUCCAGAAUAUGAGCAUUGGGCGAAGCACAGAGACAAGUAUGGCCCGAUCACUUCGGUGACUGUGUUGGGGCGAUCCAUUAUCGUCCUCAAUGACAAACAGAUCGCGGUCGAUAUCUUGGAUAAGAAGUCUCUACAAACGGGUUCCAGACCCUGGCUAGAGUUUGGCUUCGGAUUAUGUGGCUUCGAAAAUUAUACAGGCGCACUCCCAUAUAAUGAAACCUUUCGACUUCACCGAAAGCUUAUGCACCAGCAUAUGGGCACAAGGACCAUGGUUGAGAGCUUCCGAGACACCCAACAAGUCGAAGUUUCAAGAAUGCUUCAACUCAUUUUAGAUGAGCCCGGCAAACUAUUGGAUCACCUAGAGCUUAUAACGGGCUCAUCGAUCAUUAAAUUGACCUACGGAUAUUCUAUCGAUACUACUCGUCGCGAUCCAGUUCUAGACCUUGUUACCCGCAUGAUGGCGGUCUUCAAUAAGGUGGCAGGAUCUGGGGCCUGGGCAGUCGAUGUAGUGCCUAGUCUGAAAUACCUACCAGGCUGGUUUCCCGGGGCUGGGUUCAAGCGAACGGCUUGUGCUUGGAAAGCUGAAGUUUUAGCAGCAGCGGAGAAGCCGUUCCAGUUUGUACAACGGCAGAUGGAAGACAACCGUCACAGGAAGUCGUAUGUCUCUAAUGCAUUGCAACAUGCUAAAGAUCCAGACGAUUCUGCGUAUCAAUCUGGAGUCAAGUUCUCGGCCGCAGCAUUAUAUGGUGGUGGUUCAGAUACCACGGUCUCGACUUUGAGCUUCUUUUUCCUUGCAAUGUUAUUAUACCCGGAGGUACUUCAAAAGGGACACGAAGAGAUUGAAAGAGUUGUCGGAUCUAACCGGCUUCCGAACUUUGAUGAUCGCCCCAGACUGCCUUAUGUGGAGGGUAUCGUCAAAGAGAUGUACCGGUGGCAGCCCGUUGCUGCAUUGAGCCUGCCACAUCAAAACGAUGAAGACUUUAUAUACAGGGGGUACCUGAUUCCAAAGGGGGCUCUCAUCCAAACUAGCCUUCGUGUGUUCGCUAAUGACCCGAAUGUUUACCACGACCCGACCUGUUUCAAGCCGGAGCGGUACGGGGCCCUGUAUAAUGAGCCCGACCCGAAAGAAUUUGCUUUUGGUUUCGGGCGGAGAAUUUGCCCUGGCCGGAACUUUGCCGAUUCUUUUCUAUAUCUUGCCAUUGUACAGAGCCUAGCUGUGUUUCAAAUUACCAAAGGAGUCGAUUCAGAAGGGCGUGAGGUUGAACCGUCGCUCAGCGUUCUCCCAGGCAUUGUUUCCCGCCCGGCUGAAUUCCCAUUCCGCAUCAGUCCCAGAACCAAGAAGUGCAGGGAGCUAAUUAUGGCCAGCGAAACGGCGGAGGCUGUCGAGGGGAGCGAUGCUGAGUUCUUCGAACGCUAUGGGUUAAUUUCCGACGGCUCUGUGGGGAAAUAA
This is a messenger RNA of Clonostachys rhizophaga, 1614 nucleotides long. The record is from the annotation of a GenBank genome assembly. Lineage: Eukaryota; Fungi; Ascomycota; Sordariomycetes; Hypocreales; Bionectriaceae.